Messenger RNA from Drosophila montana, 1293 nucleotides. RefSeq names its product SPRY domain-containing SOCS box protein 3. NCBI's taxonomy places the organism in Eukaryota, Metazoa, Arthropoda, Insecta, Diptera, Drosophilidae. Gene Ontology annotation, cellular component: SCF ubiquitin ligase complex. Bases 154 to 1182 code for a protein of 342 amino acids. The transcript is spliced from 3 exons. Gene Ontology annotation, molecular function: protein binding. The record is from RefSeq and is a predicted model, not a curated record. Gene Ontology annotation, biological process: proteasome-mediated ubiquitin-dependent protein catabolic process.
GUAGUUACUAUAAAGUAAAAGUAAACAAAACAAACAGCGCUCCGUUGUAACUGCAGUGUAUUGAGCAGCAAAUCGAUAAUCAGUUGUAUUGCGACCUCGUCGGCGAGUAGAGCGUAACCAGGCCAAACAAACGAAAUAUAAAUACAUAUCAGAAUGCUGCCGCUUCCAAGUACAGAUCAGGAUCUACGCUGCCCUGGAUUCUGCGAUUGCCGUUUCCCCAGCUGCAUCGAUGUAGCCAACCACAAGGGACAUAUACCCGACUUGGUAAAGUGCCGCUGUGGUGAGGACAGUGCUAAUGGUCUGCAGUGGCAGUGGCACCAAGCGGAAGAGUCCGAUGCACAAAUCAUAGGCAGAGACAUCAUAUUCCAUCCCACAUACAGUCAGGGCACGGCCAUUGUGCGUGGCGAGCAACCACUGCAGCAGGACAAAGUGCACUUCUGGGAGAUGCGCGUCAUUACAGCGCUGGCAGGUACAGAUGUGAUGUUUGGCAUAGGCACUGACAGCGUUAAUCUGGAACAAUUCAAAUUCCACUUUGUUUCUGCAUUGGGUACCAAUGCUCAAUCUUGGGGCUAUUCAUACAAUGGUAAAAUUCAGCAUUGUGGUGACCAGCUGCCCUACGGCCAAAAGUUUUCCCAGGGCUGCUUGGUGGGCAUCUAUUUGGACCGCACGCGUGGAUACUUGGAGUUCUAUUUGAAUCGCCGCUCACUGGGUGUUGCCUACACAAAUAUACCAACAGAUCCGCAUGUCAAAAUCUAUCCGAUGGUCUGCUCCACAGCUGCCAAGUCUGUCAUACGGCUGAUUAACUCCACAUCACAGCCGGUUACACUGCAGCUGAGAGCAUUUGAGGCGCUAGCCAAGCAGCCGCAAAAACUCGAUGAACUGCGUCAAAUGCCCGGCUUGAAUAACAUAAUGCAAUCGUAUUGGUUUCUGGCUCCACCCGUGCGUUAUUCCAGAUGCUCAACGGACCUCGAGCUGGACCUCGGCGAUGAGGCGGUGCUGCCAAGCUCCAAACUACGCCUGGGUAGAAAGCAAAAAUAUAGAGAAACCGAUGAUGUCAACAUCGAUGAGGAUCUAUAUGCGAAUGCGCACAAGAUUCCGGUGCGGCGUAGCGAGAGCGGCGAUGAGGAAUAUGCCUCAUCCAUACACGAAUUCUGUGAUGAAUAUUUUCACUAUUUGUUGUAGGUGGCCAUAGCUUAGCUCUAAUAGAUUUUUUUUUUGCAUUUAUUAAAAUACAAUGUACUCUAAAUAGGCAUAAAGCCUAAAUAUAUAUUUCUUUAUGUAAGUUCCAGUGUA